AUGAAAUUGUGCUUCUAUUUUGUUUUUGCCCUGUGUUUACUUGCUCAUGUAUUCAUAGUAGUCUCAGCUAACCCUUUGAUGCUACCAACUUUAAAAGCUACCAAAUUACACAAGACUAAACCACGGAAAAUCCCAAAAGUCAUAUCUCCUGCAGAUAUCUUGUCCACCACUUACUAUAUUAAGUCUUGUCCAAACCUUGAGGGCAUCAUCCAGCAAAAGGUGAAUGAUUGGAUCAAGAAGGAUUACACGAUUGCAGCAAGCAUCAUCCGCUUACAUUUCCACGACUGUGCUAUUCGGGGAUGUGAUGCUUCAAUCUUGCUGAACCAUGCAGGGAGUGAAAGAGCAGCCCAGGCAAGCAAGACACUAAGAGGAUUCGAAUUAAUCAACGAGAUCAAAGCCGAAGUUGAGAGGAGGUGCCCAAGAACCGUCUCCUGUGCAGACAUUCUCACAGCAGCAGCAAGAGAUGCAACAGUCAUUGCAGGAGGUCCUUUCUGGGAAGUGCCAUUUGGUCGAAAAGAUGGUCGAAUUUCGCUGGCAAAAGAGGCAAACAUGGUUCCGAAUGGGCAUGAAAAUGUUACCACCCUAAUUGAUUUCUUCCAAAAAAGAGGCCUAAAUAUUGUUGAUUUAGUCACUCUUUCGGGAUCACACACUAUUGGAAGAAGCACCUGCUUUUCGAUCCAGCAAAGGCUCGAUAACUUCAGAGGAACUGGGAAGCCUGAUUCCUCAAUGGAUGUUGGAUAUCUGAAUUUCUUGAAGAAACAAUGUAGUCGUGACACGAACUUUGUCAAUCUUGAUGCGACAACUCCAAGAACUUUUGAUGAAGUUUACUACAAAAAUGUGCAAACAAAGAAGGGAUUAUUACAAACUGAUCAGCUACUUUACUCGGAUGCAAGAACUGCACCUCUUGUGGCGGCAUUGGCAUCUCAACCGCAACUCUUCAUUAGCCAAUUUGCAGUCUCCAUGGUGAAUCUUGGGAAUGUCCAAGUUCUUACGGGUACUAAGAAUGGUGAAAUAAGGCAUAAUUGCAACUAUGUCAAUCCUUGA
Messenger RNA from Coffea eugenioides, 1044 nucleotides. RefSeq names its product peroxidase 7-like. Bases 1 to 1044 code for a protein of 347 amino acids. Lineage: Eukaryota; Viridiplantae; Streptophyta; Magnoliopsida; Gentianales; Rubiaceae. Gene Ontology annotation, molecular function: peroxidase activity; heme binding. The transcript is spliced from 2 exons. The record is from RefSeq and is a predicted model, not a curated record. Gene Ontology annotation, biological process: response to oxidative stress; hydrogen peroxide catabolic process. Gene Ontology annotation, cellular component: plasmodesma; plant-type cell wall.